AUGCUUUUAACAUGGUCGUCUUUUAAUAAUAUAAGAAUGCUUCUCAUGGCCUUUAUACCAGUAACAAUAUUUUAUUUAAUAUGGUUAGUUAAUACGUCAGAAAGAAUAAGAAGUGAAGAAGGAACGCUUUUGGACCUUAUAUGUUGGCCUGAUGGCAAUGCUAUUCCUGCUCUUAUAGCAUGUGGAGCAAUAAUUGCAAUUGUUAUUGAGCUUUACGGAUUAUACCAACUGUUCAAAACUGGCUUACCAAAGAAAGAAUACAAUGUAACUAGUGGCCUUUUCUAUUACAUUUGGGCGUUGAUUUGUAUAAUUAUAGCAUUUCUUGCAAUCAUGUUUUAUUCCGGUCUCCAGUCAACUAUUAUUAGAGCCAAAAUCAAAGGUGGAAUAACGAAGGCUAUGCUCCGAUACGCUAACCACUUGCCAUCCAAAGUUGCGAUAGACCGUUUACAGACACACUUCCACUGCUGUGGAAGAGAAAACUAUCAAGAAUGGUUCUAUAUACCUUGGGACACCGGAAAACUGAAAAUAGAAUCCAACAAUUUUUCAACUCGUAAGUAUGUGGCGGAUAACGUGCCUUACAGUUGUUGUUCAAUGGAUGUGAUGUGGCCUUGUAUUCAUCACGGGGUCACACAGAUGGGGACUAUUUACAAGUAUGAUCCUGCAAAGCAAUUAACCAUUUGGACUGAUGGCUGUGAAGAGAAGUUAAUAAAUGAAAUGACAUCGAUUUCUUGGAAGUUUAACGCAGUGAUGACUUUAAUAAUCUUAGCCAUGGGUCUACAAAUAAUAGCAGCGCGGUAUCUUCACACCGCAUAUAAUAAUGGCUUGCAUGUUGGUAAUAAGAUCAGAUGCUACGCUUACUUACUGCGUUCCGUGACAGAUACCGAGAUGGAAGAGGUGCCUAAAAGAAAAGAAUUUAAAAGGAGAAAGUUCCAUAAAGCAAGAACCUUGGAAUGGGUCAUGGCAAAAUAUAGACCAAAGAGUAAAUAUACCACAUCAUCGGGAUCAGAUUUUAAUAGUUCUGACGAAUUGUUAAAACCAAUAUACGAAUAAAUUAAAAAAAAUCGACUGAAAUAAAAUAUUUCUGUUUAG
This is a messenger RNA of Vanessa atalanta (red admiral), 1089 nucleotides long. Its product is annotated as RDS/peripherin-like protein xRDS35. NCBI's taxonomy places the organism in Eukaryota, Metazoa, Arthropoda, Insecta, Lepidoptera, Nymphalidae. Gene Ontology annotation, cellular component: membrane. The coding region runs from base 1 to 1050 and encodes 349 amino acids. The transcript is spliced from 6 exons. The record is from RefSeq and is a predicted model, not a curated record.